Molecule: messenger RNA, 3489 nt
Organism: Pungitius pungitius (ninespine stickleback)
Lineage: Eukaryota; Metazoa; Chordata; Actinopteri; Perciformes; Gasterosteidae
Gene: st8sia5
Product: ST8 alpha-N-acetyl-neuraminide alpha-2,8-sialyltransferase 5
Exons: 9
Coding region: 280-1686 (468 amino acids)
Biological process (GO): N-glycan processing; oligosaccharide metabolic process
Molecular function (GO): alpha-N-acetylneuraminate alpha-2,8-sialyltransferase activity
Source: RefSeq, a predicted model, not a curated record
CCCCCGCGGCAGAUUUAUCCAUAUGUAGCAACUACUUCCUCAGAAGUGGCCACGGGGGUCUCUUCUUUUUUUCUUCUUUUUUUUUUUUGAGACUCGUUUGCAAUUGAGGUCACCACCGGGCGAUUCAUCGCGAUGCUUUAUCAUCCACCGCCGACGACGAGAGCAUGCGACAUAGCCUAGAAAGGUGAUGGACGGAGGGCUGUCCAGCGGGCACACGACCCCGCUCCUGAAUGCGGCGGAGAGAGACGCCUAACCGGGUGUCACCGUCAGGCCCCCUGGAUGCUGCGCCGAAGGAUGGGAUACGCCGACCCGUCGUCGGGUAAAGACAUACUCGGCAACAGAUCGCUUUGUUUCAUGUUCCUUUGCGCAUUCGGACUGGUCACGCUGCUGCAGCAGAUCCUCUACGGGAAAAACUACAUCAAGAGUGCGCAACAGUUUAGCCGACUCAAAGGGGACGAGACAGGAAAUUGGACCGGUCCCGUUAAUUUCUCGGAUGACGGAUCUCUGAAGCCGGCCAGAAAUGGAAGGAAAAGAUGUUUCCGUCAGAAUUUUCAGCCAGAUUCACAGAUCUCCGUAAUAGUCACACCCUGCCUAGCCGAUAUUAAGAAGAAAAAAAAAAGGUAUCUUGAAAACUACGACGGCUCAUAUGAAUACAACUCCACUGCAUGCAGGGAGCUCAGACAGGAGAUCAUGGACGUCAAAGUCCUGACGAUAAACUUUAAUCGGAAAAUACAUGGCCACGGAUACCCUUCCUCAUUCCACAAGUCUCUCUGCCUGUCUGCCAGGGUGAAAACCUCGGACCUGUUUGAGAGAUGGCGGAACCUGCAGGUGUGUAGAUGGGAGCAGAACAAGGAGGAGAGCAGCAACUUCAAGAUGUCUCUGACUCGCUGCUGUAACGCUCCUUCCUUUCUGUUCACCACCAAGAGGAACACUCCUGCAGGGACCAAACUGAGGUACGAGGUGGAUACCAGUGGUAUCCUCCCCGUCACCACGGAAGUCUUCAAGAUGUUCCCAGAUGAUAUGCCGUACUCCAAAUCGCAGUACAAGAAAUGUGCCGUCGUCGGAAACGGCGGCAUCAUCAAGAACACCAAGUGUGGAAAGGAAAUCGACUCGGCAGAUUUUGUGUUUAGGUGCAACAUCCCCCCCAUCAACGAGAAGUACUCAGCUGAUGUCGGCACUAAAACCGAUCUGGUGACAAUUAAUCCGAGCAUUAUUACGGAGAGAUUUCAGAAGCUGGAGAAAUGGCGGCGCCCCUUUUACGAAGUCCUGCAGAAAUACGAGAACUCGUCGGUGGUGCUCCCCGCCUUCUACAACACCCGCAACACCGACGUGUCGUUCAGGGUCAAGUACAUGCUGGACGACUUCGACUCCCAGCGGGGGGUCUUCUUCUUCCACCCGCAGUACCUGCUCAACGUGCAGCGCUUCUGGGCGGUGCAGGGCGUCCGGGCCAAGCGGGUGAGCAGCGGCCUGAUGCUGGUGACCGCCGCCCUGGAGAUGUGCGAGGAGGUCCACCUCUACGGCUUCUGGGCGUUUCCCAUGAACCCCUCGGGGAUCUUCAUCACGCACCACUACUACGACAACGUCAAGCCGCGGCCGGGCUUCCACGCCAUGCCCCACGAGAUCUUCAACUUCAUCCACAUGCACACCCGCGGGAUCGUCCACGUGCACACGGGGCAGUGCACGUGAUCGCACACCGCCCUGCACAACAACACCCCCCCCCCCCUCCCCCCGCUUCGACGUAGUUUACCGGGUUGUGUUCUUGUUUCGUGUCAUUGAGACACUGCACUUGGCACUUGGGAGCGCACACUUCUCUGCCCCCCCCCCCUCCCCCCACCCCCCCACGUGUCUCACCGACACACUGCCAACGCGCCCCUCUCUUAAGCCGCCGUGCUUAGCCAAUCAAAUCGCUCUCUGAUCAUCUCCAGUAGAAUGCUUGUUUUUAAAUGUGAAAACGUGGUCUUCAUAUCGGUGUCGUUUUCCGUGACGUUUUCUAGUGGCUCCGCUGUGUUACCGAGGUGUUGUUUUCUACUCGACGUCGCACAGGUACUCUGCCGCGCUGAAAUGGGUCCGCGGUGGGUGUCUUUGUGCCGCGUCAUCCCCCCCCCCCCCCCCCCCCCCUCGCCCCCCCUCCGGUCUCCUCUCUCUACCUUGGACACUCUGUGGGUGUGGCAGCUUUUGACGUCUGGGGAAACAGAACCCGGACCUUAGUAGUUUUAAGCUAAUAUUUGGAGAAAAAAAAAAUGUAACAUUCUAACAUCCAAUUGUCUACUUUUGUAAUCUCUUUCCUAAUCGCCAGAUUCACCGGGUGAAUAUUUUAAAAUGAUUACUGAGACGGCCUGUUUUCAGUGGCCUCCUCCCGCCCGGUUAACCGCCCUCGGAUUUCUCUGGGGACAAAGGGGAAUGUUUCUUCUCUUCUUUCUUUUCUUUUUUUCCGGCUAGUCACGAUUUUUGGACGAAAAGCAUAGCAAAUAUUUCGAAACGACCCCACGUGAGCAGAUUGUGUCGAGUGACGUCGUGAGCACACGGCGACCCACGCCUCCCGUUGUCAUCCAUGUCUUAAGCCACGCUGCCUUAUGAGACGUCGUGCCCCCCUCUGUAUGUCACGCGAUGCACCCCGCGUGUUUUUGGCUUCUCUGUGAAGAACACGACCGCCAGGCUUAAAUCGUAGUUUUUAUUCUUGAACCUGGAGGACGCUCGUGACUCUAAAAGUACAGAAGUUCAUGUGCGGUUCUCGGGACUUAUACUCUAUUGGAAUUAGUCUCGCCCGGCGUAGACGUCCGUUAUCAUCAUGUAACGCUCUGCAUGACUUUGCUCUGUACUUGGCUUUGUGUGUGCCUGCUUCGAUGGUCACUGAGAUGUUUACACGUAAGCCUCCGCUGGAGCUCACAGUGCUUCUGGAGAAUCAUGGACAAACCUUUACACGGAGAGAAGAGGGGAUCUGUUGACUUGUACAAUAAUGGAUUGAGUUCUUUUUGAUUAAAGAUGCACGAAGGUGAUUGCUGCCCUUUUGUAAAAUGCUACGACACUUUUUUUUGUUUUUUGUUGACCUUCCCAUCUGAAAUGUGGAACUUCAGCAUUGUGCAUUUAAGCCCUAGAAAGCUGGUACGUUUUUACCGUUUAUUUAGUUUUACAUUGCAAAAUGUUUUUAAGAGACUGUGACGUAAUAUUUGCUUUCUUCUCGGUUCACGCUCUGCUCAGCACUUCUCCAUUAUUUAUUUGCGUUUGAGGGACGUGCUUGACGACAAGAUGUUCUCCUUUUGUCAUGAUUUCUAAUCGACCGUUUUGGUGUUUAUGCACAAGAGAUACGACUUCAGCAAAUAUGAACACCAAAAAAUGUUUUGGCUCGACCACUAAAUGAAUCUAGGAUGGAAACGGAGGGGAACCGGUCUGUCGACUGAAAAGAGGUGACGUCCAACACUUCUCCACUGACUCUGGAUCAUUCUUUAUAACGGUAAUGUGUUUGUAAAUAAACUUGUUUGGAUUUUCUCA